Messenger RNA from Hydatigera taeniaeformis, 1140 nucleotides. The record is from the annotation of a GenBank genome assembly. Lineage: Eukaryota; Metazoa; Platyhelminthes; Cestoda; Cyclophyllidea; Taeniidae.
CGCAACGGCCAUAUAGUUGUGAACAGAAAUGGCCAAGAGUACAUGUAUCCCAACAUUGUCAACGAUGGCGCCUACCAUGUCGUCAGCAUAGAACGCAAAGGGGAUCGAAUUUACGUCCCAACGGUCUGCAUCACUGAAAGGAGCGAUCAGAGCAUCACCUACACCACUCUUUACGUCGGCGCGAAUAAGGACAAAGGGGACAUCUUCCACGGUGCUAUCGGUGGUCUCUACUGGAACGGUCGCUAUCCUAUAGAUGAGGCGAAGGGUGGACUGCAAAUCACAACCGGUGAUGUGAUUCACGUGCUCUUGCCGAGUUUCAUACUGCCCGGCAAGAAGCCCGUUCCUACCUGUCCUGUGGACUAUUGUUUCAACGGCGGUAUCUGUUAUGUGGAGGACUACGAGUUAAAGUGCGAUUGUAGAUUGACUGGCUGGCAGGGCUCCAGAUGCGAAAAACCCACACGUGGUGUUCUCCCCUCGACUAGCGGCAAUGGCGCCUACGUCAUCAUCAAUGUGGUACCACCGAAACCCACAAAUGUGGAUCGUAUGCGUGUGGCCUUCCAGACCUACGCCACUGAUGGACCCAUCGCUCGUUUCAUGACGCCUGAUGGACGUUUCUAUGAAAUUUACAUGGUGAGCCCUGCUUCCCCCUCCUUCAUCGACGCCUGUGUUAAUCUUUUUGUCCGUCUUUUGCGCCGUAUUCUGUAUACUUUUUCACAUCGCAUUGAGAAGGGACAACAAGUGUUUGUGUCGAACAGCAAGGACGAGAUUCGUUUGAUCAGCGCGCCCUAUCAACAGUGCGAUGAUGGCAAGAUGCACGUGAUCACCUUGGUCCGCAACGGAAGUCGAUUUGACUGGUCUGUUGACGGUCAUCGUACCAUCUACAUUGAUAAAUCAGUUUUUUGUGCUUGCAGGGAGUCUGACUGUGGUGGACAGAAUUCUCACACCUUCUUUUCUCUUUCCUUCCACCCUCCAGCUCUUGUCGACUCAAACGGUGCACUGGUCACGAAUGAGAUAAUCCUCGGUGCUGAUCGCAAGUUCACAAAUUCAUUCAACGGCGUGCUGGGAGCACCGUUGGAAUGUGCUCCUCCGUUUUCCCUCUGCUGUGGCUCAAUGACAGGAGUAAUUGGAAUGGAAAAAUGA